Cryptomeria japonica (Japanese cedar) is the source of this 1924-nucleotide messenger RNA. RefSeq names its product U11/U12 small nuclear ribonucleoprotein 31 kDa protein. Lineage: Eukaryota; Viridiplantae; Streptophyta; Pinopsida; Cupressales; Cupressaceae. Gene Ontology annotation, molecular function: RNA binding; zinc ion binding. The transcript has 2 exons. The record is from RefSeq and is a predicted model, not a curated record. Gene Ontology annotation, biological process: mRNA splicing, via spliceosome. Bases 224 to 946 code for a protein of 240 amino acids. Gene Ontology annotation, cellular component: U12-type spliceosomal complex.
AGUGUAGCUUAUAUUGCAUUUUGUUCGUAAGAAAAUUUUGGGGACAACACUGGGUAGUUUUUAAUUUCGAGACGAAAAUCGUUGUCUAAAAAUCUGCUAAUGGAGAGCGCCAAAUAGUUCUAUCGAGGAUCUUCCGAAAGAGUGGAAUUGUGCAUAAAGACACAGAAAUAUAUAUAGAUUCUUUCAGUACGCAGUUUCAUUAAUCAGCAAGUAUUGUGGGAGAAUGGCGUACAGCAGCGGCGAAGACGAUGGCAUAGAAUUUUACUACAGCAGAAACUUGCAGCCCGUCGAAGAUCAAUCCGACCCAAGAAAACGUGGGAGCGGUGGUCUGGUGCCCUCCAAAUCCACCGUCUACGUGGGUAAUUUAGAUUACUCUCUUACCAACAAUGACAUUUUUACAAUUUUCAGCACAUUCGGCAAGGUGGGCAAGGUGACUGUCAUGAAGGACCGUCAUUCGAGGCAGAGCAAGGGCGUUGCCUUCGUACUCUUCACUGCCCAAGCCGACGCCCAGAAGGCCGUCAAAGAAAUGGACGGUAAACUUCUUAACAAGCGCAAGCUCAGGGUCUCCAUUGCAUCAGAUAAUGGCCGGGCCACAGAAUUUAUCAAGCGUAGGGUUUACAAGGACAAGAGUAGGUGCUACGAAUGCGGGGAGCCUGGGCAUUUAUCUUACGAGUGCCCCAAGAACCUGCUCGGGAAAAGGGACAGGCCUGAGCCCAAGAAAAGGCGUGGCGGAGUCAGUGGUGCUAACAAGGAGAGAGGCUUUAGGGAUGAAGAAGACGAGGACGAACCACAGUUUGAGGAUGAUAAUUGGGCGUCUGUCGUGGACACAAGAGGGUUAAAUGAAAGAGACCCAGGGACGACUCGAGCGCCUCAUGCAGGAAAGAGCGGUAGCAGAGCGAACAAGGGCAAGAAUUACUUCAGCGAUGAAAGCGGGGAUGACGAUUGAUCACUGCAGGUUUAACUGGAAGGAGAUCAGAGCAACAUGCUUAAGCUGGCAAAGCAUAUGGAAAGGAAAGGUGAAGGUUCAUCAGCUCACUUACAACAUCAAGAUCACACCAUUCAAGACAAUGCAGUACUCCAAGUCUGAAGCUCAUGCAAGGCAGCAGAUAGGAGAACUUCCAUUACAAAGAAAGGCAGCACUCAUACAAGGGAUAAUGAGAUCAAGGAUCCCGCUACACGGAGAGGAGUUAAAUAAAGUGAUGCACUUCAUUUCAUCAAGAUCUAUGAGUUUGAGGAUCAAUGUCAAAGACAUCAACACCAAGAGAUGCAAGACAAAUCAACAAGGACUCAAGCAUCAUGACAAGGAGAUCGAAUCAUGCAAGAAGAAGAAAUGCUAAGGACAAGAUCCGUACAUUCAAGGUGAUUGCAAUAGGUGAGAGGUUAAGAUGAAGAAAGUAUAGAAUGGAGAUAAAUGCAAGUGCAAGCAUGGGAAUGCACGUGCUAAAGGAAGAAAAUUUUCACAAUAUUGAAUUUCCUUUGGAAAUCCAAGAAUAGUUGCCAGUAUAGCAAGAGUAAUCGGAGAUGGAAGCUCCAGGGCGAAGGUGAUCAAGUUAUGCAGAUUAUGCAAUUUGGGAGUAUCUCCCAGCAUCAUCCCAUUCUUCACUGUAGGCACUUGAUAAUGUUGAGUAUCAAGAGAUAUGCAUCAAUCACCUUCAACUUGUGAUGAGUUACAAGGUGUGCAAGUUGAGGUGGUGCCUAGUCAUCACCUAUUCAAUCACAUCAUUUCAAGAUAAGGUGUCCAAGUUCGGUGCACUUGACUCAUCCAACGAGGCAGAUAACUACCACAUGUGGGCACAAACGUUGAUAUACCUACCCUCAUCAUCUAUUGGUGAAUAAGUCAAUGAAGGACAUGUGUCCCACUCAAUGUAAUUUUGUCAUAGUCAAGCAUUAAAUGAAUUGUAAUGGGUGUAACCUAAUUAGGGUU